AUGGCCCAUCUUUCUUCAAGCCAUCUAAGGUCUGGGUUGAAAGAUCUGAACAGGGAUCUUUCGCCAAACGUCACAGCAGUAACUGUUGAUGACGACAUUUUCCGUUGGGAGGCUACUUUAAUCGGACCGGUUUGUUUCGUCACAAAAAUUUGCCACCCAAACAUAUCAGAUAAUGGAGGCAUAUACUUAAGAGUGUUGAGGGCCGCCUAUUGGCAUCCCAUGUCGAUUGUUUUGCUUUUCAAGAGAUUAGUGGAGAAUUUGAUUGAACCAGAGGUCAAUGAUGAGGACCAGAUCAAUGAAAAUCUUGCCAACCUCUACAAAUCUGAUAGGACAAGGUUUGAAGCAAUGGCUAGAGAGAUGACAAACCAAUACGCUGGGAGAGGAAACUGA
Molecule: messenger RNA, 390 nt
Organism: Camelina sativa (false flax)
Lineage: Eukaryota; Viridiplantae; Streptophyta; Magnoliopsida; Brassicales; Brassicaceae
Source: RefSeq, a predicted model, not a curated record